GACAACCUAACCUCACUUUAAGUACCUAACCUCCAAAUUUCACAUGGCUAUCAAAACAUCCCAGAUGGGUGCAAAACAAAAGUUUGGCAUUUCCUUUGACAAGAAACUAUUAAACCAACUAAAAGACAACGAGUGCAGCUGUGUGGAGGUUCAUCAGAAAACUCAACAUCUAGCCUUACACCCUUUACAGCUGGAGAAUUUAAAUAACUCUAUUAAGGAUACGUUGAAUAAAGGGAUUGCACGAUACAACAAAAAGUUGGAAGGUAUUCUUUUGGGCUACCAACACAUAAAACUAUGUGGUGACACGGGGGCUAUCAACUUUGACUCCUGUUUUGUGCAUAUCGACAUACAAGCUGAUUUUUACUUGUUUAAGCCCAAUGUAGAUAGAAUUUUGAGCGGAAUUGUGAAUAAAAAAAGCACUGAUCACGUUGGCGUGUUGGUUUACAGUGCUUUCAAUGUUUCUCUGCCAAAACCAGCCGAUGCUGAAGAUUGGUUGGGUGAGAGGGUUCAAAUAGGAAGUGAGGUUACAUUUAGGGUUAGUUUCACCGAUUUUGAGUCUCGGUUGCCUUAUAUUAGGGGAGAAAUAAUUUCUAUAACUGAGAAUGAUAGUGGCAUAAGUACCAGUGAAGAAGGAGGUGAUAAAAAGAAGAAAAAUACAAAGAAGAAAUUCAAUGAUAAAGAUAAUGAUGAAGACACAUUAAAAUCACCCAAGAAGAUAUCAUUUGAAUCCUCAAUUAUUGAAGAAACGCCGAAAUUGAAGAAAAAAAAACGCUCUUCUUUCUCAGAAAGUGAUAAGGAAUUUAAAGUUCCUUCACCAAAAAAGAAGCGCAAAAAAGACAUGGAUAAUUCUUUAGAUGAAUUGCAAAAAUCCAUGCUUCAAGAACAAAUGAGCUUGUUGGGAAGCAUGAAUAAGAAGAGUAAAAAAAGUAAGAAAUCCAAAGAAGAAAUGGAUGAAGUAGCAACUAAAAAGGAGAAGAAAAAAAAGAACAAGAAAAACAAAGAUAAAAAAUCAAAGGAAGAUGAUGAAAUAUCCCUCCCAGACUUGAACCUAAACGAAUUAUUUUCAAGGGAUAUUUCAAAAAGUGCAAGCAAAGUUGACAUGGCUGAUAGCCAAGACAAAACAAUAAAAAAGAGGCACAGUUCCACAUCGCAGCUUUCUUAUUCUUUUAAUUUACCUUCCAAUUCUGAUUUGGAUGAAAGUUUGAAAGAGGAGAGUUCUAAAUUGAAAAGGAAAAGAUCCUUGAGUGAGUCAUUUUCCCCCUCAAAGAAAAAAAAGAAGAAUUUCAUUAAGGAAUAGUAGGUAUAAAGAUUUUUUUUAAAUACCUAGGUAGUUAAUGGAAAUUUUGUUUUUAUUUGUUUUAAGUGGUGUUUUAAAAAAUAUGACGUUAAUAUUAUCUACUAUUUUUUAGUUAUCAAAUGUAAAUAAUAUAUUCAGUAUCGCGGCUUUUAAAAAAAAAUGUUAAUUUUGCAGGAAAUGGCUCAAAAUGUACUAUUUAAAAAAAACAAAUACAAAAAGGGGGGGAGGGUGUUUUUAAUAAUUUCUUUUACCAAAUGUCGAUUUUAUUUAAAUUUUGAUUUUAAAUUUGCACUACCCCAACUAAACUUUAAAACCGUCAUAUUCAAUGAACGUUUUGAGCAGUUUAAAUUGUGUUUAAAGUGUAGAUCUUUAUAAACUUUAUUUUUAAAACAAAAAACGCCAUAUUUUUACAAAAUACAAGGCCUACUCAGUUUUUAAGAGUAUAUUUUUAAGAAUUCAUAUUAGCGAUUUUUUUAAACAAAAUCUAAGCACGGCACUGGAUUCAUCAUCCUACACUAAAUUUUAUUGAAAAAUUUUAAGUGGAAAAAUGCACAAUAAUAACUAAAAAAAAAUAUUCUGUCAAGUUAUCCAUGAAAAAACAUUGAAAUAAAAUUAAACUUAUAUUACCAUGUUACUAUUAGUAUAAUUUUAUUUUAAUGUUUUUACAUGGAUAACUAGACAAAAUAAAUUUUUGUAGUUAAUAUUGUGCAUUUUUCUAAUUAAAAUUUUUCAAUAAAAUUUAGUAAAGGGUCGUUUUGAGGGGUAGUGAAUUCAGUGCCUUGCUUAGAUUUUGUUUAAAAAAAAUCGCUAAUAUGAAUUCUUAAAAAUUAACUCUUAAAAACUGACAUAGUAGGCCUUGUUUUUUGUACUAAUAUGGCGUUUUUUGUUCCAAAAAUAGUUUAUCAAGAUCUACACUUUAAAACAAAUCCGAUCAAAAUCGCACAAUAAAUAUUUACAGGGGUGAGUCGCAAACAAAUGGGUCACACUGUAUAAUAAAAUGACGACAAAAUUGUGUACCAACAAAACAAAAACACAUUUUUAAAUUUGAUACUUUUGAAAAGUGGUGUAGUGCACAGUUUUAAGCAAAGGUUGUUGAAUUAAACAUUAUAAUGAUACAUUAUUUAACAGUCCUGGAAAACGUAGUAAUUUACAUUUAUUAAUAACAAAAUUUAUCAUAACCUCAUUUUCUCCCGAUUUUAAAUAUCAUUAUAGGUAGUCGCCCCUCGUAUAUAUCAAGUCCUCUAAUAUUUUACUGCAGUGCUAAGCUAAACUCCUGUAUCUACAAUAUUGAGUUUUAUUGUUUUAAAUGGACGCCUUUCUGCAGAAAGGAACCAACCCACAAAACCAAAAAAAUCGAGAUAUUUAGCCUAUGAACUAAUUAAGUAUGUAUAAUUUAUCUGCAAAAUAGGUCAUAGCCAAAAUGCAAGUGUAGUGAAAUCUAUUAACCAUUGAACCAACCAACAUUCAAUAAUAGUGUGGAUUACUAAUCCAGAAUUAGAAUCUGUAGAAUAUCUGCAAGUGGGUUGGAUGUUUUUUGUAAAAAAGCAGGCUGGUAGAUCCACUACCAAAGUCUUUAAAGAUUUCCUGCUUCUGCAAAAUAUAAAGUCUUGAUGCAUUUUUUUGGUAGCUUACAAGAUGAGGUGGGGUUGGAAGAUGAUGUGGACGAAUUUUAAAUAGAAUCAAAAUUAAUUCAUAUUACCAUUAUAAUAGUAAUAUCAGUUGUAUUUUGUUUGGAAAUAAAUAAUUGUCGCUUUUCUUUAAAUACAUACAUACAUCAGAUAGUAGUUUUCAUAAAUUGCAGAAAGGAACCAACCAACAAAAGCCCAUUUUUUUCGUCACCCUUACACAUAACAUCACAAAAUCCACCUGAUGAAAUUAUUAAAU
Brassicogethes aeneus is the source of this 3181-nucleotide messenger RNA. NCBI's taxonomy places the organism in Eukaryota, Metazoa, Arthropoda, Insecta, Coleoptera, Nitidulidae. The record is from the annotation of a GenBank genome assembly.